ACAUACACUGGCCAUAACACGAGCAUACAACUCAGUGUCUCAUUCUCUCCCUCACUCUCCCGCGCUCUCCUUCGCUCUCUCUCUCCGGCUGGAACUGGUGAAGCUCAUCACUGUAACAACACUUACAGAGGAUUGAACUUUAUUGAACGUGGAGGAAACAUUUGAACAUUCUGUCGAACCUAUGUGACCUAACUGAAAAAAAUCUUGUUGUGGAACUUUGUGUAUAGUGUGGAACUUUUUUAUUUGUAGCAUAAUUGAAAACAUGCGAACUAAACUGAACUUUACAAAGCUUAUUACAUUUUAGCCAGAAGAGGAAUUUGCUUUUAAAGAUAAAUCAUUAUAACCUCUAGUACAUGAAAUUUCCCACGUGUAAGUUGAUGGAGAUCAGUUAGCUAUGCACAAAUGGGUGGAACACCUGGAAGGUAUCUACAUGUAGCAAGUAGUUUCAAGUCUCAAAGGUGACAGUGCUCCACAGGUCGAAGAGCUGAUGUGAAACUAGUAUUUCACACCAAAACUGGUGUCGUGGGAGAGCCCGCGUCACACCUCAUGUAAUAGACAGUUAACUGAAGUGUGGGGGGGAGGGGGUCAAGGCUAGGAAAUUAGAGCUAAGGCUGUGAAAUUUGGGUCAAGGCUCGAACUUAGGGCGGUUAUGGUUUGGUGUCUGCUCGUACUCUUCAAGAGUGACCUUUAAUAAUAUAGUUCUUACUGAUGACCCAAGACGAGUAAAGGUUGUAGAGGUUUGUCAGUCGCGACUCGAAGUUGAACAACGAAGCAGUGAAGGCCCCUCCCCCGUCCCCCUCAUCCCCUAUGCCAUGACCUUGGGUGGCGCUGAGGUCAAUAAUGGUGAUCUCAGGUGACGCCGAGGUCAAUAACGGUGACCUGAACUGGUCAAUCAUUGCUAGCUACGGUGAGGACCGCGGGCCCAUCCACAGCACCACCAGCAUGUUCUCCCUGGUUGGCCCGUGGCAGCUUCAGCGCCUCUGGCGACACACAGAGCCACCUCAACAGUUACACACAGAGCCACCACAACAGUUACACACAGAGCCACCUCAACAGUUACACACAGAGCCACCACAACAGUUACACACAGAGCCACCUCAACAGUUACACACAGAGCCACCACAACAGUUACACACAGAGCCACCACAACAGUUACACACAGAUCCACCACAACAGUUACACAGAGAGCCACCUCACCAGUUACACACAGAGCCACCACAACAGUUACACACAGAGCCACCUCAACAGUUACACACAGAGCCACCACAACAGUUACACACAGAGCCACCUCAACAGUUACACACAGAGCCACCACAACAGUUACACACAGAGCCACCACAACAGUUACACACAGAGCCACCACAACAGUUACACACAGAGCCACCACAACAGUUACACACAGAGCCAUCACAACAAACUGAACAACAUCAACAAACGCAGACACAACAAUAUAACUCACAUUCGCAGCAUAAACAGUGCCGCCGUGACUUAUGGAAAGAGAGCACGGUCCACUGGGAAGGUCCCGACUGUCAGGAGGUAACAUUAUGUAAUUGUGUUGAGCUGCACCUCCCAUUGCCGCCCACAUGUGACUUGCCACCGCCCACAACCACGCCCAGACUACCUCCACCCACACCCUCGCUCAAUCGUCUCCAUCCACCCCCAUCCACUCUCACGGCCAGUAAAACGCUGCCCAAACUUUCCCCUCCCACCGCCCACCACUCAGCUCAAGGGGUUGGCUUCCGGCCGGCGUCGCCGACGGUCCGGCGGGGCCGCUUCAUUGUCACGGAGCUGCAGGUUGUCACUGAGGCUUCAGACGCUGUUGGGAAGGUCUCUAGCGACAGUACAGGAUGCUUGAGUGUUCCCGAGACGCGCCAGGAGACCCCGGCGGCCAUGGUAGUAGCAUGUUUGGACCAACAAGGAAAAUGUUUGGGUAAAUGUGAAGAUAUAUUGUCGCAUAGUCAACAUGCUGAAUGGUGCAGAUGCAAAACUCCUGACUCAAGCCUCACUGCUGCAGCGCCAGGCAACACUUCUGCAGCUCCUUGUAACCCUGCUGCAACACCAUGCAACGCUGCCGCAACGACCUGCGACACUACUGCGACGACCUGCAACAGCAGCGGUGGUGACAUAGAGCGACAGGCAUCUAAACAGAAUUUAAUGCAACACAAUGAAUUUACACAGCGGCAGCAAGAUGGUGCUGUGUUGCAAAGUGUGGAGGGCGUGCGACGCUGGACUGACAGCUCAGGACAGCGAGCAGAUACCACUACACGACUAAAAGUAGACGCGGCCCGACUCGGGGAGUUUGUUGCGACGUCGCCCACUGUCCAGAGAGGUAGAUUUCAGGUCACUCAACUCGAACCCCUGACCAGCGACGCAGACGAGUCGGACGACGAAUUUUCCCAAAGUCCGCCCUCGCAUCUUGGGUCACAAUGUGAGAAAUCUGAGGGUGGCACUCAGCUGGCAACUGACGUUCACCAGCAUGGCAACAGCGACACCAAGCACCUGAGGGGAAUACUUGUCCUCAAGCAGUCCACAGCAGGAGACGCAGGAGGUCAUCAGGACCUUCCAGUUGUCCUGGUGACGCCUCCAAGGGAAGCUGCUGCAAGGGUCGUGGGGGUCGGAGGUGAUACUACUACGGGAAAUGUACAGACAGCAUCCCAGCCGUAUCCCUCGGUGGCAGAUGGAGAGAUGGAGGCCCUGUUGUCUCCGUCGUCGACGGAGAUGCCACGGAAGAAGAGUGUAAGGUUCUCCGUGCCCGUCCAGAAGGCCACUUCUUCUGUCUCCCUCAACAACAUGG
Messenger RNA from Procambarus clarkii (red swamp crayfish), 2794 nucleotides. Lineage: Eukaryota; Metazoa; Arthropoda; Malacostraca; Decapoda; Cambaridae. The record is from RefSeq and is a predicted model, not a curated record.